Molecule: messenger RNA, 1664 nt
Organism: Elgaria multicarinata webbii
Lineage: Eukaryota; Metazoa; Chordata; Lepidosauria; Squamata; Anguidae
Gene: ELAVL3
Product: ELAV like RNA binding protein 3
Exons: 8
Coding region: 201-1289 (362 amino acids)
Cellular component (GO): ribonucleoprotein complex
Molecular function (GO): RNA binding
Source: RefSeq, a predicted model, not a curated record
UUGUAUGCGCCACCGCAGCCGGGGGGGGCAAAUCGCCAUCGAUCGGGAAGGCAAAGCGACCCCCCCUCGCGACCAAUCCGUUCCGACCCGCCCCACCCGGGGAGGAGGAGGAGGAGGAAGAAGAAGGGGGCGAAGAAGCCCGAUUCUAGAGCCGUCCACGGAGCCGCCGCUACCCGGCUGGAACCCGGCGCGCCCUAAGCAUGGUCACUCAGAUAAUCAGCACAAUGGAGACCCAAGUGUCCAACGGGCCCACAAGCAACAGUUCCCUUCCCAAUGGGCCACUGAUUAGUGCCAAUGGUGCCACUGACGACUCCAAAACUAACCUCAUAGUCAACUACCUGCCCCAGAACAUGACACAGGAAGAAUUCAAGAGCCUCUUUGGAAGCAUUGGAGAGAUUGAAUCCUGCAAACUGGUUCGAGACAAAAUCACAGGGCAAAGUUUAGGCUACGGCUUUGUCAAUUAUGUUGACUCCAACGAUGCUGACAAAGCAAUAAACACAUUGAAUGGGCUCAAACUACAGACAAAAACCAUCAAGGUAUCCUACGCACGGCCUAGUUCGGCUUCCAUCCGUGAUGCCAAUCUCUACGUGAGUGGCCUGCCCAAGACCAUGAGCCAGAAAGAGAUGGAGCAACUGUUCUCACAAUACGGGCGCAUCAUCACCUCUCGCAUCCUUGUCGAUCAGGUCACAGGUGUCUCCAGAGGGGUGGGUUUCAUCCGCUUCGACAAGAGGAUAGAAGCUGAGGAAGCCAUCAAGGGGCUGAAUGGGCAGAAACCACUGGGCGCCAGUGAGCCCAUCACAGUCAAGUUCGCCAAUAACCCCAGCCAGAAGACAGGGCAAGCGUUGCUUACACACCUGUAUCAGACCACAGCCCGGCGGUACACAGGACCCUUGCACCACCAGACCCAGCGAUUCAGGCUCGACAAUUUGCUAAACAUGGCAUACGGCGUCAAGAGUCCUCUCUCCUUGAUCUCCAGGUUCUCUCCCAUCACGAUCGACAGCAUGACCAGCCUGGCGGGAGUCAACCUGACAGGGGCCUCCAGUGCCGGCUGGUGCAUCUUUGUGUACAACCUCUCCCCAGAGGCAGACGAGAGUGUCCUGUGGCAGCUCUUUGGGCCCUUUGGGGCAGUCACCAACGUCAAAGUGAUCCGCGACUUCACCACCAACAAGUGCAAGGGCUUUGGCUUUGUCACCAUGACCAACUACGACGAAGCCGCCAUGGCCAUCGCCAGCCUCAAUGGCUACCGACUGGGUGACCGAAUCCUCCAGGUUUCCUUCAAGACCAUUUGAGCGGACCCGAGGUAGAACAUUUGCCACUUGCCCUUUCCAGACGCCCUAAUGCAACCCAACGUAUCAGCUCUUGGCCUCCUUCCACUAUUCUCUGGUGGUGUUGGGGGUUCUUUUGGUAACGCCUUCGUUUACUUUAUCCAUAUGGCUUCCUAGAAAACCUGAGUGUAAGCCACACUCCACCACAGAAGCUACAUGGAGACCAACAUGAUUCCUGAGGGCUGCCAUCUGCACAGGGGGACAGGAAGCCAAUGUCACAGGGGGAUGGCUGUGCCGCACCUUUUCCGGUAACACCCUCUGCUUCUUCACCCACUUCCUGACAGAGUUAGAAAUGGGCUGUGAUGGAAGCAGUGGCAGGGGCCAAGAGCCCAUGUUCAA